Messenger RNA from Leptopilina boulardi, 1881 nucleotides. It is a transcript of the gene Usp, whose product is annotated as retinoic acid receptor RXR. Gene Ontology annotation, molecular function: nuclear receptor activity; nuclear steroid receptor activity; RNA polymerase II cis-regulatory region sequence-specific DNA binding. The record is from RefSeq and is a predicted model, not a curated record. Gene Ontology annotation, biological process: anatomical structure development; cellular response to ecdysone; cell differentiation. The transcript has 7 exons. The coding region runs from base 503 to 1801 and encodes 432 amino acids. NCBI's taxonomy places the organism in Eukaryota, Metazoa, Arthropoda, Insecta, Hymenoptera, Figitidae. Gene Ontology annotation, cellular component: activator ecdysone receptor complex; nucleus.
GCAACACCAGGCAAGCAGGCAGCCAGGCCGGCCGGCGCGACUUUCAGUUGCUCAGUUGCCUGCAGAACUGCGCAUCGCAGUCAGUCAGUUAUUCAUUCAUUCAGUUUAGUGAGUUAGUCAGUCAGUCGAAUGUGACAAUUAAAAAAAUUUGUUCAAAAAAAAAAAAAAUAUUCAUUAUAUACACAACAAAGUUGUAAAAGGCGAGAAAUGUAAUAUUGACCAAAGGAUUUCAAAAAAUGCCAUAUAAGUGAACCUCAUACCAAAUAACGCCAAAAGCGGAGAAAAGAAGAAGAAAAAAAAAGGAAAAAUAAAAUUGUACAUUCCAUAUUAAAACGUGUGCAAAAAUUUUUGUUAACAAAAAUUAUUAACAUAAAAUGUUAUUGUUGAGUGAUUAAGAAAAAUGAAAUCGAUCGUAUAAAAGUGUGUGUUACUGUCUGUGAUUUAUAAAAAAAAAAAAGUGUUAUUUCUCGGGCAUUAAAAAAAAAAAAAACAAACACCGAAGAUGAUGAAGAAGGAGAAACCGAUGAUGUCCGUUACGGCCAUUAUUCAAGGAGCACAGGCACAGCACUGGGCUCGUGGAAAUACUUGGUUGAGUCUCGACAACAGUAAUAUGUCGAUGUCCUCGAUGGGUCCACAAAGUCCGUUGGAUAUGAAACCAGACACAGCAAGUCUUAUGAAUGCCGGCAACUUUAGUCCCUCUGGUCCCAAUAGUCCUGGAUCGUUUAGUGUCGGUUGCCAUAGCAGUGUCCUUAGUACCUCACCAAGUGGACAAAACAAAGGCGCAGGUUCUCCUUAUCCACCAAAUCAUCCACUGUCUGGAAGUAAACACCUUUGUUCCAUAUGUGGCGAUCGUGCAAGCGGGAAACAUUAUGGCGUUUAUAGCUGUGAGGGAUGCAAAGGCUUCUUUAAACGAACAGUUCGCAAAGACUUAUCGUACGCCUGUCGAGAGGAGAAGACCUGUAUUAUUGACAAAAGGCAAAGAAAUCGUUGUCAAUAUUGUCGCUAUCAAAAAUGUUUAGCAAUGGGAAUGAAGAGGGAAGCAGUUCAAGAGGAACGUCAAAGGACCAAGGAACGUGAUCAAAAUGAAGUUGAAAGUACAAGUAGUUUACAUGCCGAUAUGCCAGUUGAAAGAAUUUUGGACGCUGAAAAUCGUGUUGAGUGUAAAAUGGAAAAUCAAGGAAAUUACGAGAAUCCGGUUUCAAAUAUUUGCAAUGCAACGAAUAAACAGCUCUAUCAAUUAGUGGAGUGGGCCAAACACAUUCCUCAUUUUACAUCACUACCAAUUGAGGAUCAGGUACGGCUGCUUAGAGCCGGUUGGAAUGAAUUGUUGAUUGCCGCAUUCUCACAUCGGUCUAUUGACGUUAAGGAUGGAAUUGUCCUUGCUGCCGGUAUCACAGUGUAUCGAAAUUCAGCACAACAAGCGGGCGUUGGACUUAUUUUUGAGCGUGUACUCUCGGAAUUGGUGUCGAAAAUGCGCGAGAUGAAAAUGGACAAGACGGAACUUGGAUGUCUGAGGACGAUAAUUCUCUUCAAUCCCGAGGUACGUGGACUAAAAUCAGCGCAGGAAGUUGAACUUUUACGUGAAAAAGUUUAUGCUGCUCUUGAAGAAUAUACAAGAACAACAAAACCCGACGAGCCUGGCAGAUUUGCAAAAUUAUUAUUGCGUCUUCCCUCGUUGAGGUCGAUUGGCCUCAAAUGUCUCGAACAUCUGUUCUUCUUUAGGUUAAUUGGAGACAUGCCGAUUGAUGCAUUUCUCACUGAAAUGCUUGAAUCGUCGCCACGCAUGUUGGAGGACUCUUAGGAGGAGGGGGUGUGCCGCGUUUUGGAGCACACCGAUCUUUAAAAAUACAAGAAAAUAAAAAAAAACAAGAAAAAAAAUAA